AUGCCGCACCGGAUUGCUUCCCUAACUGUUUCAAUUCUCGAGCCGGCGGCUAAUAAUCUACCUACAGCCGUAACCGCUAUCAAAGCCCGCGCACCAGUACUAGGUGGUAACUUCGGCGUAUGGGGCGGUCUCUUCAGCACAUUCGACUGCGCAGUCAAGGGUAUACGGAAGAAGGAGGACCCGUGGAACGCGAUCAUCGCCGGCUUCUUCACCGGUGGUUCGCUAGCGGUGCGAGGCGGUGCUAGGGCUGUACGAAACGGUGCCAUCGGAUGCGCAAUCCUCCUCGCAGUCAUCGAAGGCGUUGGCAUCGGCUUCCAGCGCAUGAUGGCCGAGAACACCCGCUUGGAUAUGCCUCCUCCGCCCCCCCAACAAUCGCAAGGCCAGGCAGCGAUCGCCUAG
This is a messenger RNA of Coniosporium apollinis CBS 100218, 399 nucleotides long. RefSeq lists its product as uncharacterized. Gene Ontology annotation, biological process: protein import into mitochondrial matrix. Gene Ontology annotation, molecular function: transmembrane protein transporter activity. Bases 1 to 399 code for a protein of 132 amino acids. The record is from RefSeq and is a predicted model, not a curated record. The transcript is spliced from 3 exons. Lineage: Eukaryota; Fungi; Ascomycota; Dothideomycetes. Gene Ontology annotation, cellular component: TIM23 mitochondrial import inner membrane translocase complex; mitochondrial inner membrane.